Molecule: messenger RNA, 3753 nt
Organism: Rosa chinensis
Lineage: Eukaryota; Viridiplantae; Streptophyta; Magnoliopsida; Rosales; Rosaceae
Exons: 15
Coding region: 38-2143 (701 amino acids)
Source: RefSeq, a predicted model, not a curated record
AGCGCGAGACUGGUGUCUCCUCCACAGCUCUGAAGAAAUGUCAGUCCUUCCCUCCAAGUUUGGCUCUCUCCACCUCCAUCUCCUCCGCCCUCCAAACCCAAACCCUAACCCUAGCCCUCAUCCUCGCCGCCACACACUCAAGAUCUCCAGCGGCAAGAGGUCCGGCAGGCAGAGAUACCCGUCGGAGAGGAAGGUGCUCAAGUUGAAGCACAAGGAUAUCGUCGGGAACGUCAAGAACAAAUACGAGGGCAUUUGGAGGCUCUCCAAGCUCGGAGUUCCGGUCGACCGUGACCCCGGAAAGGACUUCCUCGGCGUCUCCCAGAGCUUGCUUGAAGAAAUUGCCAAAGUGCUCGAGUUUCCGGUUGCUUCAAUGCUGCCCUCGGAGGCCUUCACCGUGGUUCGGAAAUCUUUUGAUGCAAGGAAGAGGUUGAAAGAACCAAAAUUCGUUUACAUAGUGGAAAUGGAUGUUGAUAAGCUAUUGAGUUUAGAGCCUCGUGCUUGGGACUUCAUUUCGGAGUUGGAGCCCAAAGUUGGGCUGGUAGAACACAUGCCUCAAGCAAAGAUAUCUGGAGAUUUGACGAGUAUUAUACACGGGUUAAAAGAAGUGCAUCAAAGUUCAGUUUCCGGAGAAAGUGGAAAUACAAUGCUGAAUGGGUCUCAAGGAUCGUACAAAUUUCCAACGGCUAGAAAACCCAAGAUUGCGGUAGUGGGCAGUGGACCAUCUGGGCUGUUUGCUGCCCUUGUUCUUGCGGAAUUUGGUGCAGAUGUCACCGUAAUAGAAAGAGGUCAGCCUGUGGAACAGAGGGGGCGUGACAUUGGUGCUCUGGCUGUCCGUCGGAUCUUGCAGACAGAAAGCAAUUUCUGCUUUGGAGAGGGUGGUGCAGGUACCUGGAGUGAUGGAAAGCUGGUGACCAGGAUUGGAAGAAACAGUGGGAGUGUUUUGGCGGUUAUGGAAACUUUAGUUCAAUUUGGAGCUCCAGAAGGAAUUUUGGUUAACGGAAAGCCUCAUUUGGGAACAGAUAAAUUGGUUCCACUACUUCGCAAUUUUCGGCAGCAUCUACUAAAGCUGGGUGUGACCAUCAAGUUUGGGACAAGGGUUGAUGAUCUCCUUGUAGAUAAUGAACAAGUUGUAGGUGUCAGAGUUUCUGAUUCAGUCGACAGGUUACAGUCUAGUAGCAAGAAAUGGGAGUACGAUGCUGUUGUUCUGGCUGUUGGACAUUCUGCACGGGAUCUUUAUCAAACACUUCUAUCUCAUAACAUUGAGUUGAUCCCAAAAGAUUUUGCUGUUGGCUUGCGGAUUGAGCAUCCUCAAGAAGUUGUAAACAGCUUACAGUAUUCUGGAUUGGCAACUGAGGUUUGCAGAGGACGCGGUAAAGUACCAGUGGCAGAUUACAAGGUUGCAAAGUAUGUAAGUGGAGAGAACAGGGCUGAACCUUUGCAUGCAACAAGUCGAAGCUGCUAUUCCUUCUGUAUGUGUCCUGGUGGUCAGGUUGUUCUUACAAGUACAAAUCCAUCUGAAAUCUGUGUCAAUGGCAUGUCAUUUUCUCGACGUGACUCAAGGUGGGCAAAUGCUGCACUCGUUGUGACCGUCUCAACAAAAGAUUUUGGUGCAUUGAAUCUCCAUGGACCUCUAGCAGGGGUUGAGUUUCAGAGAGAAUUUGAGCAAAGAGCGGCAAGAAUGGGAGGUGGAAAUUUUGUGGUGCCUGUGCAGACAGUUACAGAUUUUAUGGACAAUAAAUUAUCAGUAACAUCUGUGCCACAGUCAAGUUAUCGAUUAGGAGUGAAGGCAGCAAAUCUUCACAAGUUAUUUCCUGAUUAUGUAACAGAGACUUUGCAGCAGUCAAUCUCAGCAUUUGACAAAGAGUUACCGGGCUUUAUCUGCGAAGAGGCCCUUCUUCACGGAGUGGAGACUAGGACCAGUUCUCCCAUCCAGAUUCCCCGCAAUGUUAAAACUUAUGAGAGCACAUCAUUGAAAGGUCUCUACCCUAUUGGUGAAGGAGCAGGUUAUGCUGGAGGGAUUGUAAGUGCAGCUGUGGAUGGUAUGCAUGCUGGUUUUGCAGUGGCAAAAAAUUUUGGAUUGUGUAAUGAUGGCAUAGAGUCAAUUUUGGGCAAGGCUCGGAGUGCUGGAUUUUUGGAGUACUAGAUGCAUAUUCAGGGUUUCAAGUUUGUUUGUCAUUCAAAACAAGCUCAAUCAUCUACGUUGAAGAUCUUGGGACCUGAGAUUGAUGAGAUUUCUCAUUCCAUCAAGGAUUCAAAAUUUGCAACACGGUAAUCAGGUUGAUGCAUAAUAAUGAUGGAAUAAUAAGUUUCUGUCCACCAGAGAGUUUAUCAGACGGUGUACUAUCCUCUAAGUUGGAUAUAAUGCUGAGAUUUAAGAGUCGUCGCAAAUGAGCAGCUUGAAGGAGGGUGAUCGCACCAUGACAUGAGCCUUCUGUUUGAUAAUAUAGUGAUGUCUCUCCUACCUUAACGAAACCAAAGAUGCCCCAACUGACAGACGCCCUCCUGGUUCCAAGCACAUUGACUUGGGAAAGAUCCUACUUGAGUACCAUUGUGUUCCCAUAAUGGUAUUCCUCUUUGUAAUUGCGGUCUCUGCCAAGGUGUCCAAUGCGAACUAGAAACCAAACACAAGUAAAAUCGGUGAGUAUAUUCAUAUAUAUUAUGAAUUUAUGAAUAUUAGAACGACAACGUGGUCAAUGUGGAUUAUUUUUGUUCAGAAUAAUCAACAUUGCUCAUGUUAUUUAGUGGAACCAAUAAAGUAGACGUAGUUGCCCACAUGGGAUGGAAGCACAUAGUGACAAGUUAGAACAAGCAGCAGAUUUUCCUUGUUCUUUCUUCCUUGAAGAGCUCUGAAAUACAAGAUUUAUAUGUUGGAAUAAGAGUAGGGACAUGCUCUGGGCAUGGCAUAUGCAUGGGUUCGAUUCGCCAUGAUUGCAUUCCAUUCUUCUUUCGUAUUAUAUUCUGGCACAUGAGGCCUCAUCAUUUGGUCUUUUUUUCUCAGUUUUAAUUUAUGAAGAAGAUUUGGCUGAAUCUGCAUUUCAAUAUUGCAUUAUCCAUUUUUCACAUAUUGUAAUCACUGCAUAAUUAUUUAUACAUUUUUUUUCUCAAUUGGUUUCCCUUUAUAUAGAUUUUAAAUUAUAACAUGGAAUGACAUGCCUAUUCAACUAAUUUUAAGCUUAAUCUCUAUUGAUUUCAUGAUAAUAAUAUGUAUCAUAUGAGCGUUGUUUCUGGUGUAUUGUUUGUAUUUGGACGUGAAAUGUAUUAAUUAAUUCAGAAAGAACAAGCAAGAGGAAACUGGGUAGGCCCUUAAAGAUGGGGAUAACUCGCAAAGCGAUUCAAUUUAGGCUUUAACUUCUAACUGAAGCAGAUAGUUGCAGAACAUAUGAUCUGUCCAAACUCCAGACUAUCGAAAGGGACUUUGCCUAUAGACAAUACAAUUCUUUAGAUACACUGUAUCUGCGUUACAUGUUGUCGUCGGGCCAAAAAUAGUAUAGACGUACGUUACAUGUUGAAUUACAUUCAACUUUUUGGGAAUUGAUACAAUUUUUGUAUCAAACAUUACAACUUUUUGAGAAUUGAUGAGGACUUGAUCAGUUCUUGUAUCAAAUCAGUUUUUGUAGUUUUUGUAGCCUUAGUGCCUCAUUGCAAUUAAUCAGUCUGAAUGUGAGUUUCAGACUUUUUAUGUGGGAUUUGUAAUUAUUUGUAAUUAACUCAGAUUCUGAAAUAUCAAAGUGUUCAGUGAAUGUGUUUUUUUUA